Triplophysa rosa is the source of this 4782-nucleotide messenger RNA. Its product is annotated as F-actin-uncapping protein LRRC16A-like. Gene Ontology annotation, cellular component: lamellipodium; plasma membrane. Bases 102 to 3686 code for a protein of 1194 amino acids. Lineage: Eukaryota; Metazoa; Chordata; Actinopteri; Cypriniformes; Nemacheilidae. The transcript is spliced from 30 exons. The record is from RefSeq and is a predicted model, not a curated record. Gene Ontology annotation, molecular function: protein binding. Gene Ontology annotation, biological process: regulation of Arp2/3 complex-mediated actin nucleation; cell migration.
UCCUCAGACGGGAGGGGGCGGGGUCUCAGGAACGUUCAAACUCGUCACACCUCUGGAAGGUUUCUGUGUUGUGAUGAUGUGAGACACCUGAAGUCACAGACAUGAGUGGAGAUGUUCCUCGCGAUCUGAUGGAGAGUGUGCAGGAGGCUGUGGGUCAGCAGGUCAAGUUAUGUGUUAUUAAGAGAGUGAAUCUGGAGGUCAAAGGUGACAGGUUUGAGGGCAGAAUUCUGGUCUGCGCUAUGAAACUGAGAGACGCCGCUAUUCUAAAUAUCUGGGUUAAAGAUGGCAAAAGUUGUGUGAUGUUGUUUGUGUUCAGGGAUCUGGUGGCGAUUGUUGCUGCUCUGGAGUUCAGUCAGUGGUUCAUCAAACUCUCCAUUAAAGACGUCAAACUGACAGCUGAUCUGUGUGAGCAGAUAUUGAAGGUUGUGUCUCGAUCCACAAAACUAGAGGAGCUGACACUGGACAACACAGGACUCAAAAGUGACUUUGCUGUGAGGUUUGCCGGUGCUUUAAGCCUGAAUCCAAGCUCUGCUUUACACACAAUCAGCUUCGCCAACAAUUGCCUUGAAGACAAAGGUGUUGUGGUUCUGAGCUCUGCGCUGUCUAAACUCACAGCAGGACUCAAACAACUCGACCUUUCUAAGAAUUCACUCUCAACUAAAGGUGAACACACACACAUGUCUGGUUUAUUAUCUCUGUGGGGACAGUCCAUAGGCGUAAUGUUUUUAUACUGUACAAACUGUAUAUUCUAUCCCCUAUCCCUAACCCUAUCCCUAAACCUAAAGAUCAUAGAACACAGUUGGAGCAGUGUUUGUGUUGUGUGUGAUGUUGUUGUGUUGUGUUGUGUUGUGUUGUGUUGUGUUGUGUUGUGUUGUAGGAAGGUGAAGGAGUGUUCAUCAUCUCUGAAGCAGUUCUUCAGCAGCGCUCUGUCUCUUCACACCGUCUGUCUGUCUGCAACUAAACUACCCACAGAAGCCCUUAAAGCUGUGCUCUUGGGUCUAGCGAGUAAUCGUCACCUGCGAGAUGUUUCUCUGGACAUCAGCAGUUGUGAGUUGCGUUCAGCUGGUUCUCAGAUUCUGGAGGGUUGUAUAGCUGACAUCACGAACAUCAGCAGUCUGGAUAUAUCAGACAACGGUCUGGACUCGGAUCUGUCCACGCUCCUGGUUUGGAUUGGAAAAAAUCGCUCCAUUAAACACUUAUCCAUCGGCAGAAACUUCAGCAACAUCAGAACCAAGAAUCUCGGGCAGGUUCUCGUCUCUCUGAUUCAUAUGAUUCAAGAGGAAGAAUCUCCGCUGAUGUCUCUGUCUUUGGCGGACUCGCGUCUGAAGGUGGAUCUGUCUGUGGUGUUGAACGCUGUGGGUGGGAGCAGUCUGAUUCAUCUGGACAUCAGUGGGAACAGUAUGGGUGACAUUGGGGCAAAGAUGCUGGCCAAAGCUCUUCAGAUCAACACCAAACUCAGGACUGUGGUGUGGGACAGAAACGGUGUCAGUGCUCAGGGUUUGCAGGAUGUUGCAGCUGCUCUAGAGAAAAAUUAUACCAUCAGAUUCAUGCCGAUUCCCAUCAUAGAUGCAGCUCAAGCUCUGAAGAACAGCCCAGAGAAAACAGAAGAUGCCCUGCUGAAGAUGGAGCAGUAUCUGUUGAGGAAUCAUGAGAGCAGGAGAUAUCUGCAGGAACAAGCGUUCAGACUGCAGCAGGGCAUCGUCACCAGUACAACACAACAGUUGAUUGGUCAGGUGUGUGUGCAGGUUCAGGAUCAGUUAAACUCUCUUCGCUUCAGUAAGAGUGACAGAGUUCAACAGGACAUGAAGACAGCAGAGAAACUCCUGAGAGAUGCCAAGAGCUCUGGAACACUGUUGUGGAGUGUGUAUCACCUGCGGUCAGGUGGGUGUGUUGUGGACUCUUCAGCAGGUGUGUGUGUUCAGCAGGUGCAGGAGAAACUGUGUGCAGUAGCAGCAGAGAUCAGCGCUCUCAUACAACAACAACUGCAGAGUUUGUUUGUGUCAAUGUUGGACACAGCAGAGAGUGUGUGUCCGCAUGUCAUGCAGAAGUCAGGUUUGCGUGAUGAUGUUUUGAGCAACAGUAAAGAGAGGAUGAGUGUACCGCAAGACUUCAUCACAUCCACACUGCUGGAGCAGUCAGCCAUCGACAUCAUCAACAAGAUCAGUGAAGUGAAGUUCAGCAUGGCGUCGUGUCUCUCUGAUAACAUCACUGAUGAGAUCUUACAGUCUCUCUCUCACUCUCAACACACACUGGCAGGGCAUUUGAGCUGUAGAGAGAAGCCUCCACUGAUGCAUCAGACCUCACAGGACAGAAACGUUCUAGAUGUGAGACAAAUACAUGACACUCAAAUACAUGAAAACCAGACACUCCCCCAAACACAGACUCAUGAGGUGAAGAGGAGAACAGUUUACAGCAGAAUGUUCAGACCUGUGUCUGCUGCCUUCAAUCUGGAGUUUGAUUUGAGUAAGGCAUUAGAGGAAGUGUCCAUGCAUGUAGAUGACCUGCCCCCGCCCCCACUCAUGUCACCGCCCCCUGUGGAGGAGGGGCUUCAUCUGCCUCAGCUUGAAUGUUUCAGUGACCUCCCCACAGUAGACACGCCCGCUCUUCAACAUGUCACCAAAACCAGACCACGACGAACCAAGAGAGCCAAAGCCAGUAGAGCAACACCAAUCAGCAGAGCCGCUGCACAGGAAGUGGAUCAGGGCGGCAGUGUCCAUCCGCUGGACGAAGGAGUGCCAGAGUUUUUCUUCAAAAAGGUCAUAAACAUCGGAGCAAAAGUGUUUGGCUCAGAUGUGGAAGGCACGAGUCCUCUCAUCAAACGUCACUCAUCUACUAAAACCACACCCACCAGCCCCACCUUUAGCACCACGACAACAGCAACCAUCUCCAUAUCAACAGCAGAAAAGAACGUCACACCCCCCGAGCCCAUCGUGACCGCUGGAGACCCUUGUAUUCCCGCAGUGCCUGAGGUGAAAGGUCACGUGCAGGAGGGGGUUAAACGUGAGGGUCAGCUGAUCAGAGGUCAUGUGGGGGUACAGGUGCUGGGAGGUGACAUGCUGAUGGAGAUACGAGCUAAACAAGAGAAACGCAAGAAAGCCGGUGUUUCUCCAUCUGUGGAACCUAAAGCUGAACAUCACACUGACGCAGGAGAAAAUCAUGAACGCACAACAGCAGAAAUCCAGAAAGAGCCCAGAGCACAACACACUCGCACACCUGCACAGGCCAGAUCAAGACCUCUGUCCUGCAGUUCUGAAGCGGUCUGGAUCAGUUCUUCUGGGUGUCUGUCUCAGGAGUCCAUCACCCCUCCUCCUCUGGAUGACAUCACAUAUAUAUCAACAGGAGACUCCUCCCCUGCUCUGGUAGCCCCACCCCUCUGCCAAUGGGGGUUGCAGUCUGACACUGAGUGGGUGGAGCUGAGCCCUGUCACUCACGGCACAAAGGGUGGAGACUCAUCUGAUACCUCUAGUGUCGUUGUGUUGGAGACAGACACACACACAAACACAAAGGCUGUGGUGAGGUCAGUGUCUUGUGUUCACUCCAGAACCGACCCGGAUGAAGACACAGCUGAUCGACAGCGAACCAAGUCCCUCCCCUCAGCAGAUGGACUGUUCAGUACAUCAGAUUCUGCUGCUGCUUCAGGAUUCACUUCAGACAAUCACAACACUGAUUCACACACUAGCAGCUGAACACACACAUGUCUGGUUUAUUAUCUCCGUGGGGACAGUCCAUAGGCGUAAUGUUUUUAUACUGUACAAACUGUAUAUUCUAUCCCCUAUCCCUAACCCUAUCCCUAAACCUAAAGAUCAUAGAACACUUUUUGCAUUUUUAGAUUUUCAAAAAAUAUUGUUCUGUACAAUUUAUUAGCUUUUGUGCCCAUGAGGACCUCAAUUUUGGUCCCCACGGUGACACGAGUCCCCAUGUGUUGGUGUGUAUUCAGGUUUAGGUCCCCACCGGGAUAUACAAACAUGAACACACACACACACACGAACACACACACACACACACAUGAACACACACACACAUGAACACACGCAAACACACAUGAACACACGCACACACACAUGAACACACGCACACACACAUGAACACACACACGUUUGAGCAUCUUUUUGAUGACAUACAUUGACUCAAUGCAAUCUCUAGUCUGUUAGCCUAACCCUAAAACCACUCCUUUUCUUUUCUUAAUGAUGUCACCUCAGUUUUCAAUCUGAAUGUGAAUAAAAGGAAAUUUGUUUAAAAUUUGCUGUUCGGACCCCAUUGACUAUCAUUUUACAAUAGAAAUGUAAACCUACUCUUUCUUUUUGUUUCUUUGUGCUCUUUUGUUUUAGUCAGGUAAGUUUUUUAUAUAUUCAUAUUUUUAUAUAUAUAUUUAGAAAUCUUCCAAACUUUCUUUCAUCUUCAUGUCAUUUUAAACCUGUAAGAGUUUCUUUCUUCUUCAGAACACAAAAGAAGAUAUGUUUUCUUCAACACAAUUUGAAGAAUGUUGAUUAAUCAAACAACACUAAACCCCAUUGACUUCGUUUGUAUGAACACAUAACCACUGAGACAUUUCUCAAAAUAUCUCCUGUUGUGUUCCACUGAAGAAAGAGUGUGUGUGUGUGUGUGUGCGUGUGUGUCUCACUGGUGAUGUGUGUGUCUCUGAUGAUGUGUGUGUGUGUGUCUCUGGUGAUGUGUGUGUGCGGCGUGAUGUGGUGGUGAUGUGUGUGUGUGUGUGUGUGUGUGUCUCUGGUGAUGUGUGUGUGCGGCGUGAUGUGGUGGUGAUGUGUGUGUGUGUGUGUGUGU